UGACAAAGUUGUUGAAAGGGGAAGAGAGAUCAGGUCUGACUUCAAGAUGAUUGCAAGGGCUUUGACAAGGAAGGGUACUGCCAUGACAAAAAUGGCGAAAUGCUCAAAGGACCAUGACCCUGCAAUUGAAACAUUCCAGAAAGCUCUUACUGAACAUCGAAACCCAGAGACACUGAAGAAACUUAAUGAUGCUGAGAAAGCAAAAAAGGAACUAGAGCAACAAGAGUAUUUUGAUCCACAAUUAGCUGAUGAAGAGCGUGAGAAAGGUAACCAAUUCUUCAAAGAGCAGAAGUACCCAGAUACUACACCUUCUGCAAAGAACUCCCAGUGUUGAGAGGAGCUCUUCUGUCAAAGCAAUAACCUGGAUUCGCAGAAAAUUAGAAUGGUCCAAUUUAAGCAAGAAAGUAUUGGCAUCACAUAAAAGUAAAUCAGUAAUAUCUUUAUGUGUAUCAUUUGGGUUGUGGUUGAAAUUUGAGAAUAAUAAAGUGAAAUGUUGUGAACCGCAUAUUUCUUUUCACAAAGGGAAAUGUGACAUUUAUUAUGGAACAACCUAAAAAAGAAAGUAAGACAAGUAAAAUGGGACAGAAGAUGUAUUUUUUAAGGAUUACCCUAAGUUUUUGUUAUUUCAUGUAGUAUAUUGAAAUAUAUCUAGACUUAGAGACUUGUAGUACAUGCUAGUAAACAUUGGAAAUACAGGUAGAUCUUGCUAAUGUUAGGCAAAUCCAAGGUGAGGUCAAUCCUUUGGGUGAAGCUGAAAAGAUUGUUGAGGCCACUAAACAAGCCCUCAACCCAAAUAUUGCACAGGCUGCCAUUAUUUAUUAUCAGUCUAAGAGUCUACCAGCAAAUCGACAUAUUAAGGAACUCUAGUAAGUUUUUAUUAUUGUCCAAUUUGAAUUGUGGCCCCAUAUUUGUCUACUCCAAAGUUAGGAAUAUUAGUGCCGUCAUUAUUUCAUAUUUGACAUGAAUUUAUUUAUAAAUGGUUUAUUUUAAAAUUGAAAUCUUACGAGGAAAUGAACUAAAAUAAGUAAGAAAGUUAAAUUUGUUUAAAGUUUUAUUUAUUUACUCAUUUAAUACUUCGUAUGUAAUCGUAGUACAAUGAUGAUCAUGAAACUAAACGUGACAAUAAAAAUAGCCUCAAUAUAUCUCUAAUAUCAUGGCUAAUAGAUCAAAAGACAAACAACUACCAUCGUUUUGAAUCUCAAUAACUAUUCAAAAAUGUUUGGUUUUGUCUAAUUGUCUAUAUACAAACAAAAUUCAAUACUACGUAUGAAUUAUCUGUAUACAUAUGAUCUUAAGAUAAAUAAAAAUUUAUUAAUCUAAAUAUAUUAUGGGAUACAGAGUAUGAUACAUUACAGAAAUGUGUUUAACAUAAAAUAGAAAAGAUGGCUUUAACAAAAAGUCACACUAAUGAUUUAUUAAAUUAAUAGAAGUGCAGUUUUUUAUGAUACAAAACAAAAGAGAAAGUUUCCGAAAUAGGACUAAAACAGUUUCAAAAUUCCAAAAUAGGGCUAUCAUGUUUUUUAUUUCCAAAAUAGGAGUAAUUACUGUCAAGUUUGGAAAGUCAUGUCAUGUUUGAAGUCUGGUAUUAUCAAAACAUGACAGUAAUUAGUCAUAUUUUGAAAAUAAAAACUUGAUAGUCCAAUUUUUCAAAUCUUUUUAGUUUCAUAUUAUUCUCAAAACAAAAUCACCCUAAAUUACAUAGAAAGCCUGACCGUAUCUCUUUUAUGAAAACUAGCAACCCCAAAUCCCCAAUUCUUUUAUUACUAGAGUAAAAAAUAAAAAAGUGGAAAUAAUACGGAGGACAAAAUUCAAAAUUGUCCUGAAUACGGAGAAAUAUUGGCGCGCCAAUAUAGGGGUUGUGCGGAGAUCGUCCGUUCUUAAACAAGUCCCAAAUAACAUUGGAUUGAUCAGUUUCUUCGGUGAAGCAAUCCAUCAGUUUCCCUAACAAUCCAUGGCAAAGAGGCUGUUCAUCGGCGAAUCUCAGGGUGACAGAAGCUGUCAAGCUGUUAAUCCUGGAGACGGUGAAGGCACGAGUGCUGCUGAUCUAGGUAAUCAAUUCUAAAUAGAUAGCAUUAAUGGUUGGUUGAUGGCCGGUUAUUUACUACAAUUUUCAUAAAUAAAUAUUAAUCUUGUUGUGUGUGGUGGUUACUUUGAGCUAUCAGUGGGCACCAACUGGCUGAAGGAGGGUGUUAAUGAAGAUGUAUUGUUGGAGAUACUAGCUAGGCUACCAAAUAGUCGAAAUGCGGUUCAAGCAGGGCUGGUUUGUCACCUUUGGCAUUCCGUCAUCUCUCACAAGCAGUUUAUUCCCAGGUUCAUUGGCCUCCGGGAGCAAAAGAAGAAAGAGCAGCCCUAUUCCAUCAUAUUCCGCAUAGUAGAUGUUUUUAAGCAUGUUGGAGAUGAGUAUUAUCAGCCCAUCUGCAAACUCUUUUCGGAGGAAUCCGUGGUUCUCCACGGGGGAGAGGCGGUGACAUCAUUCAAAACCUAUCCUCCUUCAGGCAGCAGUGGUGGCAUCCAGCCUCCUUCACCCAACAUGGUCAUAAGAGCAUCUUGCUGCGACUUGCUGCUUUUGUCGCAGGGUGCACGCGUCUAUAAGGAUAAGCCAAACUCCUACUAUCUAUGUAACCCAGUAACCAAACAGUGGUUCCAUCUCCCCCAUGUUUAUUUCAAUAUACUCUUGAUUGGGUUUGCAGUAGUACGCAUGCCGUCCCCCCAUAACAGCUAUGGCAGUUACGAAUACAAGGUGGCUUUCAUUCAUUAUCCUACAGCUUCCACAGAUGAGGAAUUUGAUGGGGACAUUUGGAAGUUAAGAAUGGCAAUUUAUUGUUCAAAAUCAAGAAAAUGGAGUCGUGAUUCAUGGUUUCGAUAUCCUGUACCUACUACCACUAGGAAACCUAGGUUUUUCAUUAACCCAAUCACUUGUAAUGGAACUAUUUAUUGGUUGAAUUGCGAUGACGUUCCUGACUACAUCAUUGCCUGUGAUUUGGCGAAUAACCCACACUCUACUGCCUUUGUCAACCUUCCUGAAGGCUCUAUACCUAGUGGUAGGGGUGUUGUUUCACUAGAGUUGGGCGCUGUCCUGGGGGAACUGAGAUUAUUCAAUGUAUUCCGCCCGUCUUCGGUUGACCAGCAGCAGUCUUGGCAUCUCGUUGUUGUGAAAGUUUGGGAGUUGAAUCACAGAACCAAUUCGUGGACUCUUGUUCAUGACACACGCUUCAAUGAUAGGCCGCCGCUGCCUAAUGACGUCCAAGUAGAAGAAGAAAACGAGCUCAACAUCCGUACGGUUGCUUUCCAUCCACACGACGGGGAUGUGGUCUUCUUGGUAUGCGGCUGUGGUGUUUUCCGGUAUCACAUUUCACUGGGUGUCUAUGAGCAAGUCAACGAGCUCCCCGCUUCCGUGCCCCCAAGUCAUCGUCUUACGUCCUUCACUCUCCUCCACUCUCAUUGGCCUGCCACCAUGUUGCUCUCUCGUUCGAAAUAGAAUAGUUAUUGUUAUUGCUAUAUUUGACUCGCUGUUAAUGUGUUAGCGCACACAUACUACGCAUAGUAUUGUGAAAGAGUGAUGAACAUUAUUGGUUUGGGAGUGUAAUCUUGACCAUGAGGGUUGUCAGCAUUUCUCCUACAUUUUUCAGUUUUGUACCCUUUGUCCUUACACUUGAUUGUUCCCCACUUGAUAGUUCCCCCGC
Messenger RNA from Cuscuta epithymum, 3683 nucleotides. NCBI's taxonomy places the organism in Eukaryota, Viridiplantae, Streptophyta, Magnoliopsida, Solanales, Convolvulaceae. The record is from the annotation of a GenBank genome assembly.